Aspergillus melleus is the source of this 1230-nucleotide messenger RNA. It is a transcript of the gene RSB1, whose product is annotated as RTA1 domain-containing protein. The transcript has 2 exons. The record is from RefSeq and is a predicted model, not a curated record. Gene Ontology annotation, cellular component: fungal-type vacuole; plasma membrane. Lineage: Eukaryota; Fungi; Ascomycota; Eurotiomycetes; Eurotiales; Aspergillaceae. Bases 68 to 1060 code for a protein of 330 amino acids.
GUCCAACUAACAUCGAGCAAAACAACUCCUCUCUUCUUCAUACCCAAUUUCCUCUCCAGCCGCAAAAAUGGGCACACCAACAACAAACAUGACCCUGCUCCAGAACCCAGAUCUUUGUACUUUGGACACAUGUCCCAUUGAAUUGGCCAGUGUCGAAUAUGUUCCUAAUUUGGCGGGUAACGUCUUCUUCGCCGCAGUCUUCGGUCUUAUUAUUGCCUUUCAGCUUUUCUUCGGCAUCAAAUACAAGACCUGGAGCUACAUGAUAGCCAUGAUAUGUGGUCUAGCACUGGAAAUUAUUGGAUAUGUUGCUCGCAUUUUGAUGCACAACAAUCCCUUCGUGUUUGACAAUUUCCUCAUGUACCUCGUCUGUUUAACUAUCGGACCCGCUUUCCUCUCCGCAGCCAUCUAUCUCUGCCUCUCCCGCAUCGUGAUCGCAUACGGCGAAAAGAUCCCUUAUUUCCCAGCCCGCACGUACACCAUGCUCUUCAUCACGUGUGACCUGAUUGCCCUAAUCCUACAAGCCGCCGGCGGUGCCAUCGCCUCCAUUGCUGACGAUCAAGAUACCACGAAGGUCGGUACAAACAUCAUGGUUGCCGGUGUCUCGUGGCAGGUGUUCAGUCUCCUUCUCUUCGUGGCCCUCUGCACCGAUUUCGCGCUCCGGGUCCGCCGUGCCCCUGCGAACCUAUUCAACCCGGAGUUUGAGGGCCUGCGACAGACAACGGCUUUUAAGGGGUUCUUGCUGGGUCUGGGUGCUGCGACUUUGCUUAUCAUUAUUCGGUCUGCUUUCCGAUGCGCUGAACUCAGCGAGGGAUUCGAUGGGAAGUUGGCGAACGAUGAGAUCACUUUCAUGGUGCUAGAGGGAGCGAUGAUUGCCGCGGCUGUUAUUGCCUUGACGGCUUUCCACCCCGGCUGGGUGUGGAAGGGACAAUGGGGAGAUGCGGUAUGGAGCGUGCGAUCCAAGAAGGGAGAGAAAGGAAAUUAUAAGGGGCUUGUGAUUGAGGGUGAGGAUGAGAGCUAUCGGAUGGAGUCGAGAGAGCGGAUCAACACCUCUUAUGCUUAGGAGGUUGUUGGUUGGCAGUUUAAUGGAUUAUGUUUUCGUUUCCUUGUCAUUACGGAUAGAAUUAUCGUUCCAGCAUUUGUAUCUUUUUAGCUAGUCAAGUUUCCCUUGAGGACACUGCUCCAUAGUAUCUAAUAUAUCAGUUCGUGAGCUAUCUCUGGCCUUUUACAACG